AUGAGAGACAAAGUACAGGGAGAGACACAUAUAGGUGUAAGGACGAGUGAACGAGUGAAUAUGAGCAUGAACAUGAACAUGAAUGCAAGUAUGAGUAUGAGUGGGAGCAUGGGCCAAUUCAUUCAAAGCAUGUGCAGACACACUACAUACUGCAUACUAUAUGCACAAGCAAUGUCAGAAUGUGUUUUAGCAGAUUUUACGGCAGUCGUGUGGAAUUGGCCGACUCUCGAAGCACAUUUUUUCUUCUUUUUGUGGGAACCAGAAUCAGAUCUUGACAGGAUUACAAACCUGGUGCCAAAUUUCCCUCGGACAGCCCGUGGUUUUUAUGUUUUUUUUUUGGUGAUCACAAAUUCAAUCACUUUUGUCUAA
Molecule: messenger RNA, 369 nt
Organism: Phycomyces blakesleeanus NRRL 1555(-)
Lineage: Eukaryota; Fungi; Mucoromycota; Mucoromycetes; Mucorales; Phycomycetaceae
Exons: 3
Coding region: 1-369 (122 amino acids)
Source: RefSeq, a predicted model, not a curated record